Molecule: messenger RNA, 6315 nt
Organism: Nomia melanderi (Alkali bee)
Lineage: Eukaryota; Metazoa; Arthropoda; Insecta; Hymenoptera; Halictidae
Product: choline/ethanolamine transporter flvcr2a
Biological process (GO): transmembrane transport; heme export
Cellular component (GO): membrane
Molecular function (GO): heme transmembrane transporter activity; heme binding
Source: RefSeq, a predicted model, not a curated record
CGCUUGGCUCGAUUAGCAUUGAAAUCAGUGUCCGAUAAGAGCGUCCGAUCGACGGAAAUUCGCGGAGGCGCCGAUAGAGCGUCGCAGUUCCGCGAUCCCGCGCGGCGAGCGAGCGAUCACGAACCUGCUGUAUCAGCCGUUACACGCGUGUUCAACCCGGCCACUGCAAACAUCAACGCCUGAACGAAAUUAAUAUCGAAGCUGCGGAUCCGCUUCGCUAAUCGGCGCGACGACGACGCUGUGAAAACGACGGCUACCGUCAAUUAACGCAACCGAAACCAAGUGCAAUUACGUUCCUCGUUAACCCAUCCGCGUGAAAUGUUGGUUCUGAAUGUCGAUCGAUGGUGACGAUUCCAAUUUGCCUAAUUUUGAAGUGACUCGUUAAUUUUAUAAAAGUAGUAUUGCAGUUUCAUUGGUAUUUAUAAUGAAAAGAAUAUUCUAAGGUGAAUAAUAGGAUAUUUCGGAGGGAAAUAGUAAGAGUAGUUUGUUGGGAGUUUGGAAUAGAGUGGCCAAAAGAAUAAUAGGAAAUUGAGAAGUAAUUUAAAGUUAAAUUAGAUUUUCAUUUGGUUUUGGUAACGAAGUAAUUUAACACAAAUGAUAAGAAUAUCGACAAAGUACAUUUAGAAGCGUUGAGAAUUUGGAAACGAAAACUGAUUAAGUAAAAGAAAAACCCGCGAAGAUUUAUCGAAGUACAGAAGUAAAAACAUAAAGUUUCAUCUUAAUAAAGAGAAAGAAAAGUAAAUAAACUAGUGUGACUGGAACGAAAUAUCUCAGUAAAAUAAACGUAUAGUAGAAUUUUAUCGAAAAUUACGAAGAAUAAAAGUGAUCAGCAAAAUGGAGAAGAAAUCAGCGAGCAUUUUGAAAAUGAAUGAAGAUAGAGGGAAUGCGGAGGAAUUGGAUGGGCUUUUAUUUCCGAAUCGAGACUCCUCCCUUCGGCCGGUGUCACGCAAUCAGGUGGUCGAGACAAAGGUAUACAAAAGACGAUGGCUGAUCCUGAUGAUCUUCGUGGUGUACAGCGCCAGCAACGCGAUGCAAUGGAUCCAGUACAGCAUCAUCGUGAACAUCGUGACGGAUUAUUACAAAGUGUCCAGCUUUCUGGUGGACAUGACCAGCAUGAUAUUCAUGAUAACCUACAUUCCAUUCAUAUUUCCGGCGAGCUAUCUGCUUGACAAAUUCGGGUUGAGGUUCGCAGCCUUGCUCGGCGCGGUCAUGAACGCGUUAGGAGCAUGGAUCAAAGUGUUCAGCGUGAGCCCAGACCUGUUCUGGCUGACUUUCAUCGGGCAGACGGUGGUUGCCGUCAGCCAAACCUUCAUAUUGUCGGUCCCAGCUCGUCUGGCCGCGGUUUGGUUCGGCCCGGAUCAGGUCAGCAGCGCGUGCAGCAUCGGCGUUUUUGGAAAUCAGCUGGGCAUUGCCAUCGGUUUCCUAUUCCCACCAAUGCUGGUCCCAAGCAGCGAAGACCCCGCAGUCAUGGGCCGGGGCCUGCAAGUCAUGUUUUACAUCGUGGCUACGUUCACCUCAGUGAUUCUAGUCGUCAUAGUAAUCUUCUUCAAAUCUGAGCCACCUUUACCACCGAGCCCGGCCCAAGCCGUGCAGAGGGAAACGGAAACCACGGAGAAUUUCUUCCAGUCAGUGAAAAAACUGGUCACGAACGUCGGUUACUUGUUGCUCCUGCUGAGUUACGGCAUCAAUGUCGGCAUUUUCUAUGCUAUCAGCACGCACCUGAAUCCUAUCGUUCUUAAAUAUUUCCCGCAUCAUGAGAUACACGCGGGGAGAAUAGGUUUGACCAUUGUUUGCGCUGGGAUGCUGGGAUCCGUUGUCUGCGGCAUUGUUCUCGACAAAACGCACAGAUUUAAAGAAACGACGCUCGGAGUUUACCUGCUCUCGUUCCUCGGCAUGAUCAUCUUCACGUUCACCCUCAACACCAGUCAAAUCUAUGUAAUCUAUAUAACAGCCGGUAUAUUGGGAUUCUUUAUGACCGGAUACCUGCCAGUGGGCUUCGAGUUCGCAGCAGAAUUAACGUACCCGGAACCGGAAGGAACGUCGGCCGGCCUGCUGAACGCGGUCUGCCAAGUGUUUGGUAUUGUCUUCACGAUCCUUUACGAUCAGUUCUUUAAUUUAUGGGGCGACUUCUGGGCGAACAUUGCUCUUUGCGUCACUUUAGCCGUCGGAUCGUUCCUGACGACCAUCAUACCGAACGAUCUUCGGAGGCAGAAUGCUAAAUGCUAAACAGCACGAAAAAUCGAAAGGAAAAAAGAGAUCGAAAAGUUGCCAGUCCUCUCCUCGAUUCAUCGGAUCGAGCGUUUCGUGUUUGAAUGAAUCUUGAGGUAGAGAAUACGAAUUGUUGCUGAGAUUCUAGAUGUUUAAAUGUUGAGAUAAAAUUAUUUUGUGGAAAAGAAUAGAUAGGACCCUUUUAGACACUGUCGAGGUUAUUGUUAAUAUUAUUCUGAUUCUCCUGUGUUACCUAAUUUUUACUAGGAAAUUAAAGAAAUCUCGAAUGAGUGAUCAACUAAAAUUAUGUCGACGUACACGGAAUUAUUUAAGAUAGCAAAACAUAUCUCAGACCAUGUUUUGUCAUAAAAGAGAGAAAUAACAGAAUGGUCCAAAUAUAUGCCAGAUCAUUCCACGAGCAAUGUCUUUUCCCUUUUAUUUUAUACAAUCAACCAAUCGAUCAUUUUUAGAGUAUUCAAGCCAAGAUUAAUCAAGAGAUAAAGUGUAAUAACAAAGGACAAUAAUUAAAUACGGCUAAAGUAUAAGUUCCUUGCCUGAUUCAAGAUGAACCUUAAAAACAAUAUUACUCAAAGAAUGAUCUGAUUGAUAAUGAAUCAGUAAAUUCAGAAUAAUAAUAACGAUAAUACAGGAGGAAGCAGUGUGAAUGUGGGUCAUCGUUCCAGAUCUGAGAUUCUAUUGAGUAUUUCACAAGGAAUCCAUUGUCGAUAACGUACCAUUUCGAGUACAAGCUAGCAUAGGAUCAGAGACUUGGAACGUGCUCAGGUAGUCUUUCGUGUAGCUAAUGAAAGGAAAAGAAACGGUGAUAUUGAUGAUAAUAAUAUUCUUAGCCCUUAAGCCCUGUUGAAACGAUUUCGAGAUGCUGUGCAUCGACUCAUCGUACGAAGAUGAACUUAGAUUAGAAACCUUCGCGCCAAGGCUGCCGUGAACCGAUGCUUAUAAUAAUUAGACUGCGAGCAUUUAUAGAAAUUCAAGGUUUCAAGAAAUAUAAUUAGAGAAACGGAACGCUAUAUGCACAUUAUGAUACAGAUACAGAUCACGAUAGAAAAUAUUCUUUUUUCUACGAAAUAUUCAAAUAUUUAUUUAUUCUUCUAUAAAACAUUAAAAUAUUUAAAAGCGUAAAAAAAACACUGCACUUUAGGUAUUUUAUAUAUCUCUCUUUAUAGUGCUCAUUUCGUGCAACCUUACACCUUGAAAUUUCCCAUGAAUGCAUAAAUAUUCGCAGUUUGCCUGUAAUCGGAUAUUUAUAAGCAGGGUAGACGGAAGAUUCGGAUGUCCGAAGCUUAUAGAGGCCUAGGCUGUUGGAAAAAAGAUGGUGCUUCGCCAUUCCUGUUUAAUCGCGACGAGAAUCGUCGGACGUACAAAUGUUACCCUAAAUAUCACGAAGAAUUCGAAUGUUUACGGAAUAGGGUUCGAAACGAACGUGAAAAUCAUACUUUCCACGGUGUAUUUAAUUUAGCCGGAUACGUAGGAGGUAAGAUAGCAAUUUAAAAGACGAGCAACAAACGAUGGAGUAUCUGUGAAGUACAAUAAAUCGAAGAACUAAAUGAUCUCGGUGAUCUACUGCGUGAUGGAAGAACGUAACCACGAAAAACGAGUUUAACAUUUCUUUGGAAUCAGCGACGUACAGAUAAGUACCGUCUGUUGCGACAAACCUGGCACUCGUGACGUCACAGGGGCAGAAACAGUCGCUUCGAGAAAUCCAAUUGCAAGUCCGGAAACGGCUCUCCCCGCCCUUUGUCGCGCGACCCGAUUAGUGUGCGUGAGCGCCUCAACGAAUCGUAUGCCAAAACCGAAAAUUCGUGUGAGUAGGGCGUGCGUCUUCGAAUCUGACCAUUCAGACGAGAGUUCCAGGUUCGCUGCAAACACAUUGCACUGAAUUCAUGAAUAGUAUCCGUUAGAGCAACUCCUGUAAUAAAGUACAGAUUUUGAUGCGUUUAUAAUAAACGCAGGUGCAAGAGACACAUUUAAGUGCGAGGUAUGAAAUUCAACUGUACGCGACAUUACUAUGAAAAGUUGAGAACUAUAAGCUAUCAAUUAAAAUCAUUAACGAAGGAUGCAUACCUCGCAUGAAAAUCUGCAAUCUAUUCGCGUUGAAAGAGAAAUUUUAUAUGUUAAUAUUUUAUUUUUACAUAGUACUUCGGAGAUUCAAGAUCUCGAUGUAUCAUUCAGUUUCUUAAGGAAAGAGCUUUCAGAAGUUUGACAAAUACUCAAGUGAGCAAAGGUUUAACGUUCUCCGCUCGGAAUUUUAAUGGACCACGUUUUUCUUAGGCCGGAGCAAUUUUCGAUAACUCGAUGACCCAGAAACGGGUCGAAUGAUGCGAACGCUUCCAUCCCCCAACACCGCAGGAAUUUAAUUUGCCGGUUGAUCCGACCGGAUUAAUAAAAUUCAUCUACCGAGGCUGCGGGCAUUCGAUUAUCGUGCCGCUCGACGACCAAUUUGCGAGGGGGAUUAAUUCGAUUUUUCGAUAAUUCCGCUUUCUAGAUCACUGAUAAAUAAUAUCGUAGUUCCACUGACCAAGAUUUAAAUUUGCAUUACUCCCUUGCCAACGAGCACGAUCGUGUCGACAAUAAGAACGACGUUUCUAUGUCUCGCGUGAAUAUUCAAUAGAACCUCGAUUAUCCGAACCACUGACUCAGCGUUUUUCGUUCGGCUUACCAUUCGACUAUCUGAACCAUGUGCUUGAUCGUAUGAAUCAAUUUGGUCUCGAUUACCGCGGAUAACCAAGGUUCCACUGUACUGUUCGAUUACCCGAACCAUUUGAUAACACGAACCACUUUAGUCUCAGUUAGUUCGGAUAAGCGAGGUUCUACCGUGUUAACAAUUAAUCGACGUAUUCUUCUAAUUGUUAUCAACUUGAAAUUUUAACGUAAAUUAUUCCGACGGCGCGGCAUUCGUUAGGAUUAUAUUGAAAAGUUAUUUUUAGAGUGUCGUGUCGUCGUUGCAUUCCAUAGUUUGAUAGAGUUUGCUGAGCAAAGUUUGAGAUGAAAGAUUGAUUCUGAUUGCUGGAACAGUUGAGAGAGGCGGUGAGAGGAAUUCUGGGAAUGUUAGUCAAUUAAUUGUUACGAUGCGAAACGAAUGCUCCCGUAAUCGACGAUGUUGAACAGUUGAGAUGUUUACAUGUUAAUAGUAGCGUGUAUAGAUAUAUGUAUAUAUUUUCAGAGGAUCGAGUGUUGUACGAUAUAAUAUAUACACAUAGAUAUAAUAUAUUUCUGUAAAAGUAUUGAGAUUGAUAGUCGGAUGAAUAGAGAGAGAAGUACAAUUCGAAGAGUUACGAUGAUGAUAGUUACCAUACUUCGAUGUAAUACGAGAAUACUGUGAUGCCCGUUUCUGCUGGAAUUGUACUGUAAAAUAAUCUAUAUCACUUCCCACGAUUCAACAGCGAUGCGACCUGACACAUUAGAUAAACGCGAGUUCCGUUGUUUCUAAUCCACUUUACGAAAGACAUAUCUCUGAUUUGAAAUUUGAAGGAUGUCUAAGAGAAAUAAUAGCGUUGACGUUGGUUUCUCCAAUUAUUAAGAUUUCUGAACGCUCCCAGAGUCGACAAACGCGAGCGCAGAUUAUUUUACACGUUUGUAACUUUGCUGUAUCAGCAACCUUUUGCGCCAAAGUAUCGGCAUAGUCCUAAGUAUUUCGUCGAUCGACGCAUAAUUUACAGCACAAACAUUCACCUUGAUUCGAUUUCCGCCUCGUUCUUCGACGAGAAUCACCUUUUUUCAUUUUUAUUUUAUUUGCACAAGGAGGAAGGAAAUCGGGAUCUAAAGGAUUCCACCGACAACGUGUAUCCACCGGUCUUCCGCUCUUUUCAAUUGCACAUUUCCGAAAAACAUUUUUAUCUUCAUCAGUACCUAACCACCCCCCGCCCCGCCCCGAUACCUGUUUUUUGUACAUAAAUUGUUGAGAGUGCGACGUAUUUUUUGUUCUCUUGCGAACUAUCGGCACAGGCCUACCACGUGCAGAGAAUAAAAGUAUCUGUGAUUAUUGACAAUAUAUCCACGAUUAAAUUAUCGUCUGAGUGUGUAUGUUAAUAAGAAGCUUCGAGGAUUUGAAAAUCGUAUUGUUGUCUAUGUAAUGUUGUUAGUGUGUAG